UGGCAGUCACAAGUUCAAACUCCUCUCAGACGGAGAGCACUGCGGCCCAUGGCGCCUCGUGCUGUUUGAUUUUAAGGCUUCGAAAUUCCUUGUGAAAAAUGUGAGAAGGCUGAGCCUUUCUUUAUUGCUUUGGCCCCUCCCCUCCUCGGCUCCUGCUAGCUGCUAUUACUCUUACAAAAACAAAUAUAUAUGCUGCCUCUUUUAUAUGUUUUAGGGCUGCGCGGUACCCUCCCCGUGGUAUGGUCUGUGGUGGCGCGCGCGCGCGCUUUUCCGCGCUGAUUUUCGCGGAUUCCAGUGGUGGAAGGCGUCAAAACUUGGCGCGGGCGUCCCCUUGCGCCUCUCUGCGUGUUCCUCAGGGAUCUCCUGGCCCCUGCUGACCGUCGCAGGCGGGAGGUCUCCGGGGUAAAAGGCCGCCGAAGGCUGCCACGGUCUCAAGAGCAAGCAAGCCGAUCGCCAAGGGCCCGGAGGGUACAGGCCGCACGGCUCAGGGGGUCCAGCCCCUCGCCUUUUGCCGCCCUCGGGGGCCUUCCGUAACCGGCGCACUGCUGCGGCGGCGAAGCAUAUAGGAGGCGCGUAGGGCACAGGCAGGCACCUGGAAGGGGGCGCAGGCGGUCCCCUGGGCCCUUUUUGACAUCGGAGGCCUGUAGGGAACAGCCACGCAGCUGGAAGGAAGCGGAGGAGGCUACUUGGUCCCCUUUUGAGGCCUUCCACCCCCGGCAGGCGCGCUGUAACAAGGGGCCCGGGCUACCGGUGCCCCCCCUACGCUAGUCCUAGUAACAUGGUCCUCGCGACUCUUCAGGUAUAGUGCUGUACUCCGUGAGUGGGUUACUACUGCUACUUUCUUCAGGUAUAUUUAUAUUAACGCUUAAUGCUCUAACGUAUACCCAGCUAUGGGGGCGACGCCCGAUCGAGGGAUGGGGGAGAUGUCCGAGGAAAAGUUUGCCGAGUUUCUCCGGCGCGAAAGAGGCUACAGCAUAAUUAAGACUACUGCAGAUGUUGAAAACGAGGACCACAUGCCAAAUCAUUAUAGUACAAGUACAAUGGAUAGAUGCUACAACCAAAGGACAAGGCAGCGUUGGUGCAAAAAUCUACUGAAUGACUAUGCAUAUGUGGAUAUCAGAAAGGAAGAGGAGAAGGUCUCUAGUACGAUGACCCACAGCAUGCAGGACC
This is a messenger RNA of Amoebophrya sp. A25, 1170 nucleotides long. The record is from the annotation of a GenBank genome assembly. NCBI's taxonomy places the organism in Eukaryota, Dinophyceae, Syndiniales, Amoebophryaceae.